AUGACGUCAUCAACAGCACCGUCUUCCAAAGAAUUGCCUCGAGAAUCGAUGAAAUUAAUAUUCAAACAUAUGAAUGUCAAUUCGAGAAUCCGCCUAGCGCACAAAAUCCCAUCGCUCCGCCCAAUCGAAGCAGCCACGCCCCUCAACGUCGAUCAACUCACGUUCAAAACCAAUCAGAUCAUUAUAAACAACACAAUAUUCAAAGUGGAUAACUACGAGCCCGCGUGUUGCUUCGAUAAGACAAAUCUCCGAAUCGAAGGCUCACCAUACCUGAAAAUGUCCAUGAAGUCCGGAAGACAUUCGAAAGUUGAGCGUAUUGUGAAUAACCGGGAGUUUAUUGACACAAUGUUGUAUCUUGCAAAGAAGUUAUUCGAGGGAAGGGUCAUGCCGAUCACUGUGAAAUAUUUGUCAAUUAGUAAAAAAGAUUCCACUGCUUUCCUACCGGAUGACUUGAGACUGGCGGUUCGAGACAUUAAAAUAGACCAUAACGUAGUGAAAACCCUCGAGUCCAUUCAACCAUAUCUCCAUGAAUCCAGCAUCCCCUUCGAUACAGUAUUCAUCAGUGGUACUCGAAUGCGUCAGGAGGAUGAGGACUACAAACAUCCAUGGAUUCAAACCGCCAACUUUGUGCAAAUCCUCGAUAAAUCAAAGUAUGCGACAUGGCUGCAUACGAUUCUGGAUAUGGACAUUUGUCAGGCGCAUCUCGAGUGUCAAGCGUUCCAACGGAUGGAAGUUUCUAUUGUGAUUGAUGAGUGGAUUGAGCAUGGAAGAGAAGAUGGAACAUGGUUCUCGUUGGGUGUCAGGACGGUCGAUGAUAUCAAACAUUUGUUGGUUGGAUUGUCGGCGAGACAAGGUGCGGUCGUGGAGCAGUCGGAGAUGUUGGGAUGCAAAGAAUACCCGGGAGUGCUGCGAAUCCCACUGAAAAGCCAUGAAUCAAGUGUCGGCAUCUACGUGACAAAGAACUCGGAGAAGAAGAGCGAAACCAAAUUCUUCUCUCCAUUUGACAUCAAUUUGUUCGUUUUCAGUACCAAGAAAUGA
This is a messenger RNA of Caenorhabditis remanei, 1038 nucleotides long. RefSeq lists its product as uncharacterized. NCBI's taxonomy places the organism in Eukaryota, Metazoa, Nematoda, Chromadorea, Rhabditida, Rhabditidae. Bases 1 to 1038 code for a protein of 345 amino acids. The record is from RefSeq and is a predicted model, not a curated record. The transcript has 3 exons.